Messenger RNA from Macaca mulatta (Rhesus monkey), 4324 nucleotides. It is a transcript of the gene SAP130, whose product is annotated as Sin3A associated protein 130. Gene Ontology annotation, biological process: negative regulation of transcription by RNA polymerase II. Lineage: Eukaryota; Metazoa; Chordata; Mammalia; Primates; Cercopithecidae. Gene Ontology annotation, cellular component: Sin3-type complex. The record is from RefSeq and is a predicted model, not a curated record.
GGCUGCCCCGGCCAGGCUCGCGCCUGAUUGGCUGGCGGUCGGCGGGAGGGUGGGGCGGGUCCUGACCGUGUAGGUCGCUGUGGAUUGGUCCUGGGCCUCCACUGACGCGCCGGGCGUGGGGCCAAUGGGCGGGCGGGGGAGGCAGGGGCAGGUUCGGGGGAAGAGGACUGCGAGCACAGCGGCGGCCGGGUGUUGGGGGUGAGUGGGGCCAGCGGGGCUGGACAGCGGCGGGCCCCGGGCGCCGCCGCCGCGAUCCCUCCCCGCGCCCCCCGAGCGCAUCGCCGCCGCCGAGAUGGGCCCUCCGCGGCACCCCCAGGCCGGCGAGCUAGAAGCGGGCGGUGCGGGCGGCGGGCGGCGGCUACAGGUGGAAAUGAGUUCUCAACAGUUUCCUCGAUUAGGAGCCCCUUCUACUGGGCUGAGCCAGGCCCCUUCUCAGAUUGCAAACAGUGGUACUGCUGGAUUGAUAAACCCAGCUGCUACAGUCAAUGAUGAAUCUGGUCGAGAUUCUGAAGUCGGUGCCAGGGAGCACAUGAGUUCCAGCAGCUCCCUCCAGUCCCGGGAGGAGAAGCAAGAGCCUGUCGUGGUAAGGCCCUAUCCACAGGUGCAGAUGUUGUCUACACACCAUGCUGUCGCAUCAGCCACACCUGUUGCAGUGACAGCCCCGCCAGCACACCUGACGCCAGCAGUGCCACUUUCAUUUUCGGAGGGACUUAUGAAGCCGCCCCCGAAGCCUACCAUGCCUAGCCGUCCCAUUGCUCCUGCUCCACCUUCCACCCUGUCACUUCCGCCCAAGGUUCCAGGGCAGGUUACCGUUACCAUGGAGAGUAGCAUCCCUCAAGCUUCAGCCAUUCCUGUGGCAACAAUCAGUGGACAACAGGGCCAUCCCAGUAACCUGCACCACAUCAUGACUACAAACGUGCAGAUGUCUAUCAUCCGCAGCAAUGCUCCUGGGCCCCCUCUUCACAUUGGAGCUUCUCAUUUACCUCGAGGUGCAGCUGCUGCUGCCGUGAUGUCCAGUUCUAAAGUAACCACAGUCCUGAGGCCGACCUCGCAGCUGCCAAAUGCUGCUACUGCUCAGCCAGCAGUGCAGCACAUCAUUCACCAACCAAUCCAGUCUCGGCCACCUGUGACCACCUCCAAUGCCAUCCCUCCUGCUGUGGUAGCAACUGUCUCAGCCACCAGAGCUCAGUCUCCAGUCAUCACUACGACAGCGGCACAUGCUACUGACUCAGCACUUAGUAGGCCAACUUUGUCUAUCCAGCACCCACCAUCUGCAGCAAUCAGUAUUCAGCGUCCUGCCCAGUCACGAGAUGUCACAACAAGAAUCACACUACCAUCUCACCCUGCAUUAGGGACGCCAAAACAGCAGCUUCAUACAAUGGCUCAGAAAACGAUCUUCAGUACUGGCACCCCAGUGGCUGCAGCCACAGUAGCACCUAUUUUGGCAACCAACACCAUUCCUUCAGCGACUACAGCCGGAUCUGUGUCCCACACGCAGGCUCCCACCAGUACCAUUGUUACCAUGACGGUGCCCUCCCAUUCCUCCCAUGCUACUGCUGUGACCACCUCGAACAUCCCCGUCGCCAAGGUGGUGCCCCAGCAGAUCACACACACUUCUCCUCGGAUUCAGCCAGACUACCCUGCUGAGAGGAGCAGCCUGAUUCCCAUCUCCGGACAUCGGGCCUCUCCCAAUCCUGUGGCCAUGGAAACCCGAAGCGACAACAGACCGUCUGUUCCUGUUCAGUUCCAAUAUUUUUUGCCAACUUACCCCCCUUCUGCAUACCCACUGGCGGCACAUACCUACACCCCAAUCACCAGUUCCGUGUCCACUAUUCGACAGUAUCCAGUUUCAGCUCAGGCUCCAAACUCUGCCAUCACAGCUCAGACUGGCGUGGGGGUAGCGUCUACCGUCCACCUAAACCCCAUGCAGUUGAUGACAGUGGAUGCAUCACAUGCUCGACAUAUUCAAGGGAUCCAGCCAGCCCCCAUCAGUACCCAGGGCAUCCAGCCGGCCCCCAUCGGGACCCCAGGGAUACAGCCCGCACCACUUGGCACACAGGGAAUUCACUCAGCAACCCCAAUCAACACACAAGGGCUUCAGCCUGCACCAAUUGGUACUCAGCAGCCUCAGCCUGAAGGAAAGACUUCAGCAGUGGUGUUGGCAGAUGGAGCCACAAUUGUGGCCAACCCUAUUAGCAAUCCAUUCAGUGCUGCUCCAGCAGCAACAACCGUGGUGCAGACCCACAGCCAGAGUGCUAGCACCAACGCUCCUGCCCAGGGCUCAUCGCCACGGCCAAGCAUACUCCGCAAGAAACCUGCCACAGAUGGAAUGGCGGUUCGGAAAACCCUCAUUCCUCCUCAGCCUCCUGAUGUUGCUAGUCCUCGAGUGGAAAGCUCUAUGCGGAGUACAUCUGGGUCACCUAGGCCUGCAGGUGCCAAACCCAAGUCUGAAAUCCACGUGUCUAUGGCCACUCCCGUCACUGUGUCCAUGGAGACUGUAUCCAGUCAAAAUAAUGAUCAGCCUACCAUUGCCGUCCCUCCAACUGCCCAGCAGCCUCCACCGACCAUUCCAACUAUGAUUGCAGCAGCCAGUCCCCCAUCACAACCAGCCGUUGCCCUUUCAACCAUUCCUGGAGCGGUCCCCAUCACUCCACCCAUCACCACCAUUGCAGCUGCACCACCUCCAUCAGUCACUGUGGGUGGCAGUCUGUCCUCCGUCUUGGGCCCUCCUGUUCCUGAAAUUAAAGUGAAAGAAGAAGUAGAACCAAUGGAUAUCAUGAGGCCAGUUUCUGCAGUUCCUCCGCUGGCUACCAACACUGUGUCUCCAUCUCUCUCAUUGCUGGCAAACAACCUGUCCAUGCCUACAAGUGACCUACCACCUGGUGCCUCCCCAAGGAAGAAGCCUCGAAAGCAACAGCACGUGAUCUCAACAGAAGAAGGUGACAUGAUGGAGACAAACAGCACUGACGAUGAGAAGUCCACUGCCAAGAGUCUUCUGGUGAAGGCUGAGAAGCGCAAGUCUCCUCCCAAGGAGUAUAUUGAUGAGGAAGGUGUGAGGUAUGUCCCAGUGCGUCCAAGACCCCCCAUCACUUUGCUUCGUCACUAUCGGAACCCCUGGAAAGCUGCUUACCACCACUUUCAGAGGUACAGUGACGUCCGGGUCAAAGAGGAGAAGAAAGCUAUGCUGCAGGAAAUAGCUAAUCAGAAAGGAGUAUCCUGUCGUGCUCAAGGCUGGAAAGUUCACCUCUGUGCCGCCCAGUUACUACAGCUGACGAAUCUAGAACAUGAUGUCUAUGAAAGACUUACCAACCUGCAGGAAGGGAUUAUCCCAAAGAAAAAAGCAGCAACCGAUGAUGAUCUCCACCGAAUAAAUGAACUGAUACAGGGAAAUAUGCAGAGGUGUAAACUCGUGAUGGAUCAAAUCAGUGAAGCCAGAGACUCCAUGCUUAAGGUUUUAGAUCAUAAAGACCGCGUCCUGAAGCUUCUGAACAAGAACGGGACUGUCAAAAAAGUGUCCAAAUUGAAGCGAAAGGAAAAAGUCUAGACCCAGAAGAAUCAGGAGUUUGGAAGCAAAUUGAUGAAGAAUGAUGGUGGGGGUGGGGGGAGGGUUUUGGUUUUUCCAAAGUGGAACUUUGAAAUAAAGGAAGUGUUCCUUAGUUCACAUGUGAAAGCAAGGGCCCCGUGACAUCCAGUGGCAUAAAAGGAUCAGAGCUGACUGGACACAGUGAGCCGCCGCCUUGCGUUCGGGGCACCCCUGUUAAACCUGCUCUGUGUCAUAAGUGACUCCGGAUGCGUCAGUGUCCACCAGUUGGAAGCAAUGACAAGGAUGGCUGGCUGGGGUUGUUCAGCCUUCCGGUUUAUAGACUGUAUUUAUCUAGUGGAUUCCUGCAGGCCCCAUACUGAGCCUGGACUGAAAGUAUCCACUCGGACCAUCUGUUAUCUCUCUACACUGAAAAUAAAACCUCUUCCACCCACCCCAUUCGGUUCUUCUGCCUGACCUUCAAAUGCCCACGUUGGCCUUUUACAGCAGUGCCACGGCACCAAGCGAGCUGCCGCAUCUCACACUCUAAAGGGUUUGAACUAUUAGUUCUUGUCAUUUUUUUAAAAGAACCAUUCCCAAGUGAAAUUGUUAUAUCGUCUGUCUUGCGUGUGUCAGAAUUGGGUUUUUGUGGAGGUUCAGAGCAGGCAACACCGUAAGGUGCUCUCAGAUCCUUGUUCUGAAGUACAUUCUCUUGGUUCUCUGUACUUCUGUAGCUGGUGUGAUGCUGUUAAUCGUAUGUACCACACAUCUCCAGACGUUAAUAAAGGACUCAAAGAGGUUUUU